UGGUCUGAGUGAAGCAACAAGGCAGCGGGAGCCUUGCGAACAGGGUUGGCGCCAUGGGGCUGCGGGUGCUGCUGUGUGUGUCCCUGGUGUCCCUCCUCACCCUGCAGGCCCUGCCUGCUCAGGCUUCACCCCAAAGGCCCAAAAGCAGCGAGAAGCGACAGGCUGUGGACACAACUGUCGACGGCGUGGUCAUCCAGAGUUUGAAAGUCCACUGCAAAGUCACCUCUCGCUUCGCCCACUAUGUCAUCACCAGCCAAGUGGUCAACAGCGCCGACCAACCAAAGGAAGUGGCCUUCAGUGUGGAGAUCCCCAAGACGGCCUUCAUCAGUGACUUUGCCAUCACAGCAAACGGGAAAGCAUUCAUCGGGGACAUAAAGGAAAAAGCAAUUGCGUGGAAGCAGUACCGGAAAGCGGCCGUCUCAGGAGAGAAUGCCGGCCUUGUCAGGGCCUCGGGAAGAACGAUGGAGCAGUUCACCAUCCACCUCACCAUCGGUCCCCGCAGCAAGUCCAUGUUCCGGUUGACCUACGAGGACGUGCUGAAGCGAAAUCUCAUGCAGUACGACAUUGACAUCAAAGUCAAGCCCAAGCAGCUGGUGCAUCAUUUUGAGAUCGACGUGGACAUCUUUGAGCCCCAGGGGAUCCGCAAGCUAGAUGUCCAGACCUCCUUCCUCCCCAAGGAACUGGCAGCUCAACUCAUCAAAAAGUCCUUCUCAGGCAAAAAGGGUCAAGUGCUUUUCCGCCCCACCGUGGGCCAGCAGCAAUCCUGCCCCACAUGCUCCACUACCUUGCUGGAUGGGGAGUUCAAGGUGACCUACGAUGUCAAUCGAGACAAGAUCUGCGACCUCCUGGUUGCCAAUAACUACUUUGCCCACUUCUUUGCCCCCCAAAACUUGACGAACCUGAACAAGAACCUGGUUUUUGUGAUUGACAUCAGCAACUCCAUGGAAGGCCAGAAAGUGAAGCAGACGAAGGAAGCACUCCUUAAAAUCCUGGAGGAUGUACGGCCAGGGGACUACUUCGACCUGGUCCUCUUUGGGUCUCAAGUGCAGUCAUGGAGGGGCUCACUGGUGCCAGCAUCCGCUGCCAAUCUGCAAGCAGCUCAGGACUUCGUGCGGCGCUUCUCCCUGGCCGGGGCCACAAACCUGAAUGGAGGUUUGCUCCUGGGAAUUGAGAUCUUGAACAAAGGUCAGAGAAGCAACCCAGAACUCAGCAACCAUGCCCCAAUUCUUAUCAUGUUGACAGAUGGCGAGCCCACAGAGGGAGAGACCGACCGUACCCAAAUCCUCAAGAAUGUCCGCAGCGCCAUUGGGGGCAAGUUCCCGCUCUACAACUUGGGCUUUGGCCACGAUGUGGACUUCAGCUUCCUGGAGGUCAUGUCCAUGGAGAACAAUGGACGGGCCCAGAGGAUCUAUGAGGACCAUGACGCCACCCAGCAGCUGCAGGGUUUCUACAAUCAGGUAGCCACCCCCUUGCUGGUGGAUGUGGAGUUGCAGUACCCCAAGGACACUGUCUCAGAGCUGACCCAGCACAGCCAUAAACAGUACUACGAAGGUUCAGAGAUCGUGGUGGCUGGGCGCAUCGCUGACCAGAAGCUGAGCAGCUUCAAGGCGGAUGUGCGGGCCCAUGCGGAUGGCCGAGAAUUCAAGACCACCUGCCUGGUGGAUGAGGAAGAGAUGAAGAAACUGCUCCGAGAGCGGGGCCACAUGCUGGAGAACCACGUCGAACGCCUCUGGGCCUACCUCACCAUCCAGGAGCUGCUGGCCAAGCGGAUGAAGUUGGAGGGGGCGGAGAAGGCCAAACUGAUGGCCAAGGCCCUGCAGAUGUCGCUAGCCUACCAAUUUGUGACCCCGCUGACCUCCAUGACCGUGAGGGGUUUGGUGGAUGAGGACGGCCUGGAGCCCGUCAUUGACAAGUCAACAGUGGGUCCUCCUCCCUUGGAGAUGCUGGGACCGAAAAGGACGUUCGUGCUGCCGGCGCAGCAGCCUUCUCCGACGCACUCCAGUGUCCCGGUGGGGCCAAUCACAACUGUGGACAGUGACCCCCACUUCAUCAUCCACGUGCCCCGGAAAGAGGACGCACUGUGCUUCAACAUCAACGAAGAGCCCGGCGUGGUCCUGAAUCUGGUGCAGGACCCCAACACAGGCUUCUCAGUGAAUGGGCAGCUCAUAGGCGACAAGGCCAGGAGCCCUGGGCAGCAUGAGGGCACGUACUUCGGACGGCUGGGGAUCGCAAACCCUGUUACGGACUUCCAACUGGAAGUGACUCCUCAGAACAUCACACUAAACCCUGGCUCACAUGGACCUGUGUUUUCCUGGAGGGACCAAGCCUCGCUGCGGCAGGAUGGGGUGAUGAUGACCAUCCACAGGAAGAGGAACCUGGUGGUGUCUGUGGAGGACGGAGGCACCUUUGAGGUGGUCUUGCACCGGGUGUGGAAGGGGAGUGCCAUCCACCAGGCCUUCCUGGGCUUCUACGUGCUAGAUAGUCACCGGAUGUCGGCGCGGACACACGGGCUACUGGGACAAUUCUUUCACCCCUUUGAUUAUAAAGUGUUCGACCUGCACCCAGGCUCCGACCCCACAAAGACAGACGCCACAAUGGUGGUGAAGAACCAACGACUUACCGUCACCAGGGGCUUGCAAAAAGACUUCAGCAAGGACCCCCGGCACGGGGCCCAGGUGACCUGCUGGUUCGUCCACAACAAUGGGGCCGGCCUGAUCGAUGGUGUUCACACUGACUACAUCGUCCCCGCUAUCUUCUGAGCCCCCAGCCAGCACACCUGCCCUGCCUCGGAGGAGGAUAGCAUCCUGACCUGUUUCCCAGGCCACCCCUCCCUCUUCAAGGGGGUCCCCUUUGUCAAAGCAUCCAUGACUUCCAUUAAAG
Messenger RNA from Myotis myotis, 2880 nucleotides. It is a transcript of the gene ITIH1, whose product is annotated as inter-alpha-trypsin inhibitor heavy chain 1. Bases 54 to 2759 code for a protein of 901 amino acids. The record is from RefSeq and is a predicted model, not a curated record. Gene Ontology annotation, molecular function: serine-type endopeptidase inhibitor activity. The transcript has 22 exons. Gene Ontology annotation, biological process: hyaluronan metabolic process. Lineage: Eukaryota; Metazoa; Chordata; Mammalia; Chiroptera; Vespertilionidae.